AUGCCCCCUAUCCCAACACGCACCCACCGGGUUCACUCGUCCCAGCGCAGCCGCAUAUCGUCAACGCCCACCUCUGCCGCCCGGAAACGAUACGCCAUUCCUCCUGGCAGCCCGGAAAUCAUCUCCAGCCUCAUCCAGAGCCUUAGCGCCAUUGCCGAGCCUGCCAACCACCACUUCGACAACGGCUUGGUGCCCACGAACCUGUCCCUGCCAACGAGCCCAAAUCCCGGUCCCCAUUCCAGUUCUAGGCGCGGCUCUGGCAGCUUCGGUGUCGACUACGGAGCGUACAAGCAGCGUUCCCUUCAUGAAAACUACACUGAGCCCGUAUCCCUCGACGAUCUUGCUGCUAGCCCGCCUGUUGUCCGCACCUCCAAGCCCCCGAGCGGCUUCUCCCCCUUGACCGCUCCGCAAAGCCCUCGGAGCCACCGCAGCACCAGCCGUGAGAGUGGCUUCAGAUCCUUUAUACGUAGCGCCGCAACCUCUCGCCCCUCGUCAACGGGCUCCUUUGCAUCCAAGAAUGAUGAUGCCCGCAGUAUCGGAAAUCUAUCUGUAGAACGUGGCUCAGCGCCGCAUCCGGAGCUUAGGCCACGCCGGUCACUCGAUAGCUGGGGGAAAAAGUCUAGCCGGGGCAGCAAGGUGCUCAGCUAUAUGGGCUCUAAAGAGCACCUUCGUGAGCCACAAAUCGAUAGGAGACGAGCUUCUUCUACCCCAAUAGUUGGCGGCAGUUCAGCAGCAGCAGGGAGUAGCAUUCACAGCGCAAGCAAGACGGAUAAUUUCUUUGCGGGAGGCGCCAUCAACGAGGAACCAGCGCCAAUUACUACUGAUGAUUCCCUACUGGGAGACGGCCUGCAUCACAUCCCGGUUCGCGAUUCGAGCCUGCGCAACUCGAGCUCAAGUAGAAAACGAGCCAGCACCCGACGAUCAAUGAAAGAGGGCGAGGCAUCUAUAAGUGAUAAGAUCGUCGAAACCACCGAGUCGGGUUACGGUCGCGACUUUUCGAAAAUGAAGCACCGACGCUCAGAUUCAGACACCGGCAAGACGUUUUUAUACGACGUCGAAGAGAUUGCUCCCCCAAAGCUAAGGACAAAGGCAUCUAGUACGUAUCUGAGUGUGGAUUAUAUCGCAGAAGAGAGACCGGACGAGCUCGAGGACGAUGGAGCUCCCUUCCCAUCCGUCUCGCAGGGACGCCGACGAGAUGAGCUUGAUCGUAAAGACCAUCGGCUUUCUACCCGUACACACCCCGGCCCCAACGAAGGGCUUCGCCUGAAGCGCAGCAGCUCCAGACUGAAACGUCUCUCUGCGCCGCUCACUCCACAAGAGAACAAACGACCCGAGGAGCCCGCUCAAUCUGUCAAGCCCACAGGUUAUGAGCGACCCCAAUCUGCUGAUUCGAUUGAUGAUGCUGUUGAAUCAUACCUUUGCUCGCCGCGGUUAUCCCAGAAAAUUCGCCAUCCUCAAACCGGCCGAAUCAUUUCGUUCUCAGAAGUUGGAGACCCGGAAGGAUUUGCAGUUUUCUGCUGUGUAGGAAUGGGCUUGACAAGAUACAUUACUGCGUUUUAUGACGAGCUGGCGUUGACGCUGAGGCUUCGUCUUAUUACACCUGAUCGACCUGGGGUGGGAGACAGUGAGCCAUAUACUGACGGGACAAGCACACCCCUCAGUUGGCCUGAUGAUGUAUACGCAAUUUGCCAGACCCUGAAAAUCACCAAAUUCUCCCUCAUGGCUCACUCCGCUGGCGCCAUCUACGCCUUGGCCACGGCUCUUCGCAUGCCCCAGCACAUCCGAGGCAAAAUCCACCUUCUUGCACCUUGGAUUCCGCCUUCACAAAUGAACGUUUUUGGAUCAUCACAGGCUAAUCCGCCGUCACACACGCUUCCGACUGCCCAGAGAAUUCUACGGGUGUUGCCGACCUCUUUCCUCAAGGCAGCCAACAGCAGCUUCAUGUCAGCAACCAGUUCAUCCAUUACAAGCUCUCUGCCAAAGAACCCUCGCCGGACGAAGCGCAAAGCGGGACAGAAGGAUGGUAAUAGCCGAAAUGCCACGCCGUCCACGGACAAGGAGAAUGCGAACCAAGCCGCUGAUGGCAAGGACUCAAACGGGACACUGGUCAAUGACGGGGAUUUGGCGGCUGCCAAUACCGCUGACGGCUUGGAUAAGGCGCUGCCUCAAGUUCCCGCUGGCAGCGACGCGCCCCCAGUUAUGGAUCCCCUCGCUGAAAAGGAGCGACAACAAACUUAUGAUAUACGACUGACACAUGCCAUUUGGGAACUUGCCACGACGAAUGCGAAUCCAGCAGUCGAUUUGCUUAUCUGUCUGGAAAGACGACAUACCAUUGGCUUCCGAUACGUCGACAUUACCCGCCCUGUGAUUAUUCGCCACGGCAGUAGAGAUACUAGAGUACCGGUCGAGAAUGUCAAGUGGCUGGGCAAGACCAUGCGCCGGUGCGAAGUCCGCGUUCUCGAAGGAGAAGGCCACGGACUGAUGGCAAGCGCCACGGUCAUGGGCUCUGUGUUGAUGGAGAUUAGCAGGGAGUGGGAAGACUCGGUGAAAGCAGCGGCAAGUGAAGGAAAGGAGCGCGAGAGAGGACGACGAGGAGCCCCAAGCAAGUAG
Messenger RNA from Trichoderma harzianum CBS 226.95, 2610 nucleotides. RefSeq lists its product as hypothetical. The coding region runs from base 1 to 2610 and encodes 869 amino acids. NCBI's taxonomy places the organism in Eukaryota, Fungi, Ascomycota, Sordariomycetes, Hypocreales, Hypocreaceae. The record is from RefSeq and is a predicted model, not a curated record. The transcript has 2 exons.